This is a messenger RNA of Haplochromis burtoni (Burton's mouthbrooder), 5543 nucleotides long. Its product is annotated as epsin-1. The coding region runs from base 598 to 3390 and encodes 930 amino acids. Gene Ontology annotation, biological process: endocytosis. The transcript is spliced from 12 exons. The record is from RefSeq and is a predicted model, not a curated record. NCBI's taxonomy places the organism in Eukaryota, Metazoa, Chordata, Actinopteri, Cichliformes, Cichlidae. Gene Ontology annotation, cellular component: endosome; clathrin vesicle coat; plasma membrane. Gene Ontology annotation, molecular function: clathrin binding; phospholipid binding.
AUUUUUUGGCACAAAAGAGAACUAGAUUGUUUAUAUUGGGAAUUUAAAUCAAUCAAUGAAUAAAUAAAUAUAUAAAGACAUAAAUAACACUAAUUUUGAGAGGGGGCGUGGCCUGGCAGGUGCUGAAAACUGCGGAAGCGGAAACCGUCCGGUCGUGUCGUCUCCUCGAAGAUUCCUGAAUAUCUGCUCAUGCGUUAGGAUCUGGUUUCUGACAUCCUCAGACAAACCAAUGCAGGCAGGAGGAAGAGGGGAUCAGCAGGAUGAAUGCUAACUGAGCCAGGAGCUGCACAAAUACAACCGAAAGUUAGACUUUUACAACAGAGGACGAUUUUACUGAAGGUGGUCUAUCAUUCAAGCUCGAGUCCUCUACCACAGGCCUAGGAUUUUGAGGGUCCUGCGCAGUAUCUUUGCUGUUCCUAGGACUGCGCUCCUCUGGACAGAGGUCUGUUGGAGCCACUCGCCUAGCUUGGGGGUCACUACACUAAGUGCUCAGAUCAUCGCUGGGACCACUGUUACCUUUACCCUUGACAACUUCUUGAGCUCUUCUCUGAGCCCUUGAUCGCGGUGGUUUGAUUCCCCACCUCUCCUCCGGACAUCAUGACGUCUUCUAUGCUCCGUCGACAGCUGAAGAACCUGGUCCAGAACUACUCUGAGGCCGAGGUCAAGGUGAGAGAGGCGACAUCCAAUGACCCAUGGGGCCCAUCCAGCUCUCAGAUGGCCGACAUUUCCGACCUAACGUACAACGUUGUGGCCUGUAAUGAGAUCAUGACAAUGCUCUGGAAACGGCUGAAAGACGACAAGAACUGGAGACAUAUCCACAAGUCCCUGACACUCCUGGAGUACCUGCUGAAGACCGGUGAUGAUCGCGUGCUUCUGAAGAUGAAAGACAACAUCUACAUUGUCAAAGCUCUCACAGAGUACCGCUUUGUAGAAAAGGAUGGCAAAGAUCAGGGUGUAAAUGUGAGAGACAAGGCCAAGGUUGUUCUUGUUCUUAUGGAGGACGAUGAGAAACUAAAGGAAGAGAGAGAGUUUGCUGUCAAAACCAGAGAAAAGACAUCAAAAAGUGCAGCUGCAUCAUCUACGGACAACGUCAAGGAUCCAAACUAUAAGCCCUGUUAUGUACCUGGGGCCUCAGGGCUUCCAUCUUUGGACAACAUACCCUCUGUAGCUGACUUGACGGCUUCCUUCGCCGCCCGCAAAGAAGAGCGGCUUAAACAGGAAGCUGAGAAGAAAGAAACCGAGAGACGGGCCAAGAUGAGUGAAGAGGAGCUAAAAUGGGAGGAUGCUAAUAAAGGUUCUGAUGUUAAAACUGAUGCUUGGGGAGGAGAGAAAGAAGAGGAAGUAAAAACGGACCCAUGGGGAGCCCCCAAAGAACCUAAAGAGGCCGUAGAUCCAUGGGGCACCCCCACAAGACCUGACACAACUGAAACAGCAGCUAGCAGUGGUCCCUGGGGGGCUCCAACAAGUCCUGAUAAAGAUCCAUUUGCAGCAGAUCAAACUAAUGAUGAUCCUUUUGUGGCAUCGAAAAAUGGGGAAGAUCCCUUUGUGGCACCGAAAAAUGGGGAAGAUCCCUUUGCGGCACCGAAAAAUGGGGAAGAUCCCUUUGCGGCACCGAAAAAUGGGGAAGAUCCCUUUGCGGCACCGAAAAAUGGGGAAGAUCCUUUUGCGGCACCGAAAAAUGGGGAAGAUCCCUUUAGUGCAUCAAAAGAUGACCCUUUCAACACCCCAAAGGACAGUUCAGACCCUUUCAGUGCCCCCAAAGACACGGAGGAUCCAUUUGCUGCUCAGAAAGAUGAACCAGACCCUUUCAGCUCUUCUAACAAUGAUCCGUUUAAUGUUCCAAAGGAUGAUCCUUUCAAAGCUCCAAAAGAUGACCCAUUUAUCGCCCCAAAAGAUGAUCCUUUUAGUACUCCAAAAGACGAUCCCUUUAGUGCCCCUAAAGAAGAUCCUUUCAUUACCCCAAAAGAUGAUCCAUUCAAUGCACCUAAAGACGAUCCAUUUAAUGCACCUAAAGACGAUCCAUUUAGCUCUCCAAAAGAGGAUCCCUUCAGUGCAAAAGCAUUAACACCCCCUAAAGAGGACCCAUUUGCAGAACCGUCAUCAGGGAAAGAGGACCCUUUCACUGCUCCCACAACACCACCUAAAGAAGAUCCUUUCUCAGUGCCAACCAAACCUGUUCAAGAUCCCUUUGCUGCACCAACAACACCACCCAAAGAGGAUCCAUUCUCUACACCAUCUUUACAUGCAAAAGAUGACCCCUUCGCUGCCCCAACAUCUCCACCUCAAGAGGAUCCCUUCUCCACAACAUCUAAACCGACCAAGGAAGAUCCCUUUGCUGCACCAACAACACCACCUAAAGAAGACCCAUUCACAGCGCCAUCCAGUCCACCAAAGAUAGAUGCCACAGAUCCCUUCGAUGCCCCUCUAGUGAGCUCACCUCAGAGUAGCACAGCUGCAUGGGGAGCCCCAGCCACUUCUCCACCAGCCACCGUGUCAGAUCCCUGGGGGACCACGGCAGGUGCUUCUUCACCUACCAAUAAUUCUGAUCCAUUUGGAGAUGCAUCCAAAGCAGACAAUGACCCAUGGGGGCCUUCAGCUUUGGCUCCUGCCAGUACAGACGAUGCAUGGGGUGCACCUGCUCCACCUUUAGACUCCUCCCCAUCUAGUGACCCCUUUGGAGAUGGAGCAUCUAAAUCCAAUGAUCCCUGGGGUGCAUCAAGCAACACAAGUGGUAAUGGCACAGGAAAGCACUCGAAGCAGGAAGACGCGAUGUAUCGAAAGACUGCUUCCUUCUUGGGCUCAGCAGAGGCAUCACUGGUUGACUUGGACGAUCUGUUUUCAUCUGACCCUAAACCCAGACAGCGCCCUCUCAUUGACGCCCAAACACAAGCCAUCGGCACUUUCAAAACAGCAGGCAUGACAUCCAGCCCUUUGCUAAAACCAGGAGCUUUUGCUGAAACAUCACCCUCAUACUCCAACCCUUUCAUUUCGACCAUAGCUUCCCCCCAUGGUGCACCAACUCCCACUUCUGGAGCUAACAAUCCUUCAGCAUCAUUGAAUACUCUGGAAAUGUCUAAUUCUUCCAUCAGUAUGAUUCAGGCAUCUCAGAUAGGUCCAGAAACACAAAUGAUACAUCCCAUUUAUAUCAAUGAGAGUCCACAAUUAGGACACAACAUGAACUCCCCCAUUGGAGGAGUGGGAAUGGUGCAGUUUGGAUAUCCAGGCUCCAUCUUAAUGGGAACUGGAAUGAUUCACUCAGGUGUCUUUCAAGGAAAUCACCCAUCAGGUGACGGUCAAUUUAGAGGCUCCGUCCCACAGGCUGGCGCUGAAGUCGUCUCAGGCAGCAGGUCAGAUGAGAUGGUGAACAAAAAUAAUCCAUUCCUGUUCUGACAACUUGACAUGUAAUUUGGAUCUCUGGAAUCACCAAAAAGGUAGUUUUGCAUGUUUAGUGCUACAGUUUAGUGUAUGCAUUCUCAUUAGGAUCAAUUUUAGAGCAAAAUAUCUGAACCUUACUUUGAAGUGUCUCUUUCCCCCAAACCAAUGCAAAGUUGUUCUGAGUGAUCCCCUUAGCCUGUAAUGGAAAUUUCUAUCUUUAUGGUUGUGGAGCCUUGGAGGAAGACAUUGUUCUCCAUAGAUAAGAAGGGGUCACAAAAAGGUAAAACUGAUGUGAAUCAUGUGAUGUGGCCUUUGCAGUGACCUGCUGUGGCAAAUCUAGACCAGCAUGUUUGAGGGUGUUCUCCACCACCAUUAUCAAAACACCAAAUGAGGCAAUAUCUUUAAAAGACAGGAGUUCAUCCCUCCAGUAGAGUUCCAGAGACGUGAGUCAUUUUUAUACAGAACUAGGCUGAGAAUUAGCACCGAGCACAAGAGCCCACGUAUGACACAUUCUCACUGAAUCAUAUGCUUUUGUUUGGUUUGGACAAGCAAGCUGCCUGAGAAGAGCAGGAGACAGGACGCACAUCUACACUCCCUAGUGAUGAACACACAGGAUGAUUAUCUGUUCAGAGCUCACCACGUGGAAGCUGGCAUUCACAAUUCAAAUAUAUAGUAUACGUGGCAGUUUUUAUGUUUCUAAGCUUGGUUGUCAAAGUGCUGUUGAAUUUAGCCAGAAGGAAAUGACAGUACUUAACAAGUACGAAGGAAUCUAAAUAUUUGACAUGGUAAACUUACAUCUGUGUCUUUCUAGAAAGAAGGAAACAAUCGACAAAAGUGGUGUAUUGAUAAUGGGAAGUGGUGAGUAUAUAUUUAUACAUAUUUAGAAGCAUAAACAUGCAAAACCACCUAAUGAUGCUUUAAUAAAAAACCCUUUCAUUCCUGAGCUUACACUAACCUCCCCUGAACUCAAGAUGCUGCCCAUGAAUCAAAUGUAUACAAACACAAUGUGUACAGCGUAAUAUAUAUAUAAACAAAUACACAGAUUAUUAAAAAAGAGCAAUGUAAUUGUUAUUUAAAAAUGAAUUUAUUCGAUUUUUUUCCUUUCCCUGCACAAGUGUGACAAACGGAGAGCACCUCAGUGUGUCUGUGUGGAAAUCCUAAAGAGUUUUCGGUGUGUUUGAGUGUUGUGACAGGACCUGUAAAUCUUUGACUGGGACAUGCGUCACUGUAGGAUUAAGUGUGUGUGUGUGUGUGUGUGUGUGUGUGUGUGUGUGUGUGUGUGUCUGCAGUAUUUUGCUGAUGUAAAUAGUGGAAGUAUUUACAAGUAAACCUGGAAAUAUACUGUACUGUAUAUCAGAGUGUUGCAAUCACAAGUAACUAUUUAUUGAUCUAUUUAUUAAUUAUUAAUUUAUUGCUUGGUUAAUUAUUGACACAGCAAUGAAAUCCAACAAGAUCCAAGGUCAGGUGUAACUUUCAUUUCAGGCAGGCCUGGUGGUAUUGAUCAUGUGAUGUUAACUGACUUUAAUCUAAUUGGUUGUUUAAAUAUUUCUUUGUGAAUCAGCUCGGUAACCAACGGUGGCUUCAUCUUCCCGUUUAGCUCUGUAGACAUUUUUGAGUCAUUGUGUAAUUGUCUUCUUGGUUUCCCGGCUCUUUCUGAGGAGAAACUGAAAUACCGUUUUGGCGAAAUUAAAAACAGAGUUCAAGAAUAUCAACUUGUUUAAUGUGUAUGCUGUUUGAGCGGAUGUGUAUGUGUACUUGCUCCUCAUUUACUUCAACACAAACAUCUGAAAGGAGACUAAAUGGUUGUAUUUUCUCUUCUUGUUACAUUUUACUUUGAAAACUUAAAUGGUAGCAGGAUUCAUCAUCAUCAUCAUUUAUUAGUUUUGAAAACUGUAAAUUAAAGCCACAGUGAAGCAGGCAAACCUGAUGAAGGGAUCACAUGGCUGUGUGCUUCAUGGGCUGUACGAGUCCUUACUGUGUUACUGACUCGGUGAUAUGUGAACAUUGGUGGAAAAACAGACUGGAAUACAGUCUAGCUUCACAUGACUAUUAUUUCUCAGAUUUAAUUUUGUAUGAAAUGAAUUUAUUUUGCUGUGUAUUAAAAUGUAUAGUUGUGUUGUAAACUGUGACAGUACAUUUGAGAAAUAAAGCGAUUCAUGAUACAGUCA